This is a messenger RNA of Cherax quadricarinatus, 3161 nucleotides long. RefSeq lists its product as uncharacterized. Gene Ontology annotation, molecular function: RNA polymerase II transcription regulatory region sequence-specific DNA binding; DNA-binding transcription factor activity, RNA polymerase II-specific. Gene Ontology annotation, biological process: regulation of transcription by RNA polymerase II. Lineage: Eukaryota; Metazoa; Arthropoda; Malacostraca; Decapoda; Parastacidae. Gene Ontology annotation, cellular component: nucleus. The record is from RefSeq and is a predicted model, not a curated record.
UUAGAUUCAGAGCUCAUAACUGGCGUUCAGGUGAAGUUGGAUCCCACAGCGGCAGCAACUGAUCCUCCUCCGCACCAGACCCACAAUGUUUACCUGAGGAAUAACAACUGGUCUAUGCUCUGUGGCUGUGGAGGAACAUACUGUGAUAUUUGCUCCUUGGCCUGCCACAGGCGCCAGACAUGUAUCAAGAUUCUGGUGUUGGGGAAGAUGCAGAAUACCACAUUAUGUAUGAUCAUUAUGAUCACAUCAAAUUGCAACAGGACCCAGCAACAACCCUCAAGUUGACCUCUGUGGUACAUGAUGAUUCUACUGCUGUAUCUGAUACAGACACUUUGACCACUGUUACUCUGUCGGGGGGUGAGGCUCUGGCUUCAUCAGCUCUGGUUAACAAUGCUCUCUCUGCAGCCACAGUUCUCACAACUACGUCUCAUACUGGGACACUACCUCUUCCAGCACCACCUCUUUCAGUUGCUGGUACAUUGACUGUUACAUCUCAUGCUAAUGGAAAUGCAGGUAAUGAGUCUGUUCUCAAUACAACAAAUACUAUUCAGUCUGCAAGCAUUAACACAGAUAACACCUUUGGGGAUGCUGCCAUCUCUGCUAGCGAUACACUCACUGUAGCUACAAUGUCUGCUGUAGGAUCGUCAACACCCAGUAGAGCAUCUCACAUGGAUAUGAAUCAAAUUGUCAGUACAUCUGAUGAGGCAGUUAUUGAUGGCAACCUUGUGACUUCAUCCUCAAUAGAUGCUGUUGUAACAUCAAUGGUAGCUCCUGACUGCCAAAGUGUAAAUGGAAGUGGCCGCAAAUUACCCCCACAGGUCAUAGUAAAGCUCUUAGGUGAUGACACUCUCAGUCUAGAUAUGGUUCGCAUUAUUGCAGAACAGGAUGUAGAGAGCAUACCACAACAUCUACAUGGCUUUAGUAUGCUUACAAGAGCUGGUAGUCUUGUGCAUACAAAACUUUCAGAGAAUAAUAUCAUCAGUAGUGUGGGCUCUAAUCAGUACCAUGAGAGUGAAGUGCUUAGACCAACCAUUAGAUCUGAAAGUAAGAAUGAUACCCCAUGUAGUGUGGUAUGGACUUGUGCCUACUGCAACCUAGCAUUCACUAGCUCAGAAGCUGUUGGGUAUCACCAAGAGAAGGAUUGCACGGAAAAUCCAAACAGCUUAACAUUUACAACGACAACAUCCCAGUCUACUGUUGAUGCUUUAAUGUCACCUCUGAGACAACCUGAAGAACCCACAUAUGAACUUAAGAUUGAAAGGGGAGAUCCUCAGAGAAAUUAUGAUGCACAUUAUAUUGUUGAGGGACAAAACAUUCAAGAACAAGAUGUGGAGGAUGGUGCAGAGUGUGAGACAACGUGGAACUGUGCCGUGUGUGGAAGAGACUUCACCCAACCCAAAGAUUUAAGUCAGCAUCAUAUGACUCACACAGUACAAGAGCUCUCAUCAGCCUUAUUCAAGUUCACCACACCUCAUCAGAAAGUCAAAAGUCAGGAUACUGCCUCACUGAAGUCAUUAACUACAACUACUAUUCAGACCUUACAGAACAACAAUUCAGAAGGCAGAUGGAACAAAGACAGAACAGAUACAGCAAUGACAAAAAUAGAAGAAGAAAUGGUUGAUGACCCAGGAGAUACACCCCCUCAAACCCCUCCAGAAGAGAAUACAAUUAAAAAGACCAAGAGAAAACCUGGUCCUAAAGCAAAACCACGUGAGAAGACUGAAAAACGAAAAUAUGCGAGAAAGUUAGGGGAAGAUGGCAAACCACUUCGGCAGCGAGAAUAUAAAGUGGCUCCUUCAGGUCAAGGAAGUCGGGACCCCCACACAUGUUACAUCUGCAACAAAGUAUUAAGUUGUAGAGGAAAUUUAGCCAAGCACCUAGUGUUGCAUAACUUGGACAAACCCUGGGUGUGUGAAAUGUGUGGGAUGGGAUUCAAUGCAAAGCGGGAUCAGCAACAUCACUUUUUGCAACACCACACAAAUGAGAGGCCUAAUAUAUGCAAAGUGUGUGGAAAAGGUUAUGUGGAUAGUAAUUACUUGCUAGAGCAUAUGAUAUUUCAUAAACAAGAAAGGCCAUUUUCUUGUGAAGUUUGUGGUAAAUUGUUUAGAACUACUCGGUGUGUUACAAGGCAUAAAAAACGACAUGAAAAAGUAAAGCAUUUUACUUGUGCUCUUUGUUUUAAAUCAUUUGCUGUAAAGGCUGAUCUCACAUCUCACAUUCGCAAAGUUCAUCGCAAUGAUAAAAAAUCUCAAUCUAUUAAACAACAGCACCAGCUGCAACAGGUUUCACAGCACCAACAGCAAGACCGGGAUAGCCAGGUAAAAUCAAAGGACUUGACAGAAUUUUUGUUGCCAGGAGGGACACCUGCUCAUCUCAUUCCAGAACAAUUGCUGCCAUCUGACCUGGAAUCUGCAAGUCUCAGUGGCACUGUUUCAACAAAAGAUGGGAUCUUCAUCAGUAGUAACCCUUUAACAGUACCAUCAAUCAUUCCAAUCAGUGGUUCAGAAGAAAAUGAAGUAAAUUGUUCAUAUGGCAUGGCUUUAGCAACACCUGCUGGAGGUCCAGGAGUGACAUCUUCUAUUGGGGAUCAUGCAACAUAUAUUAUGAUCAACAGUAGAGAUGAAGAAGUUACCCCACACACAGUGCCGUCAACGAAUGGUCUCAACAUCAUGUACACCACCACGCCAGCUUCUACACAGCAGGUGGCUGACCUAGAUGGAAGUCAACUUGAUGAAAUACACCUGUCAUCAUCAGUGAGAACAUCUUUAGUGAAUAAUGAUGGGCAGCUACAUAACUCAAGCCUCCAUCACCGCCUUGAUGGUCAGCAUCAAGGCCAAGAUACCACAGCAGUAAACACAGAUAAAGCUGGCCUGAAUGAUAACCAGAGAUCAGAGCUCAAUGUGUCAGGUUCUUCCAGUGAUCCAUCAGCAGAGAUUACAACGGAUGAUGGCAGUGCCUCCACUCCUGUGCAUGCUGCACGUCAUCCAAACACAGGCUUUCAUCUGGAACUUCUUUCACAGACUAUUCAGCUGGAGUUACAACGAACUCAGUCAUCAUCUACAAAUUAUUUACAAUAAAAUACCUGUACUGCAUUAUUAAAUUUUAUAGAGAUGAGAAAUACUGUAUUACAAUAAUUUUUACAAAAAACUAAUUUUAUUUAA